This is a messenger RNA of Eurytemora carolleeae, 2052 nucleotides long. RefSeq names its product F-box/LRR-repeat protein 2. The transcript is spliced from 4 exons. The record is from RefSeq and is a predicted model, not a curated record. Gene Ontology annotation, molecular function: protein binding. Bases 246 to 2009 code for a protein of 587 amino acids. Gene Ontology annotation, biological process: SCF-dependent proteasomal ubiquitin-dependent protein catabolic process. NCBI's taxonomy places the organism in Eukaryota, Metazoa, Arthropoda, Copepoda, Calanoida, Temoridae. Gene Ontology annotation, cellular component: SCF ubiquitin ligase complex.
AGGACAGAGAAGAGGGCCUAGCGCUGCGGCCACGGGUUAGGUUAAAUUAAGACAUUUCUGGGCUGAGCGUUGCGGCUAGGACAGGCUCAUUUUUCAGAUAAGAGAAAAAUAUAAGCUGUUGAAUACUGAGCAUUGAUGUACCAAUGAAUGUUGUAACGUACUGUAGUGGUUCCUGUACUUACUGAAAAAUUAUACAGUGCUUUGCCUUCCAUCUCCGAAAAAGAAGAGGAAGAGAGUCAAUAAGAAUGAAAGAUUUACCUAGCCCUACUUUUCCACCUCUUGCUUCGUCUCUACUUUCUCCUCCUUCAUUGGAUUCAAUGUGCCCUGAUGUCAUCUAUCACAUUAUUCAGUUCCUGGACUACAGGAGUAAGAAAGUGGUGAGGGAGGUGUCCUCUGUUCUCAGGGAGAAAGUGGAAAGUUGUGGGGAUAAAUCGGUGUUUUAUUGGAAGUUAACUGAUGAACUGAUGAUCAAGUUUGCUGAUGAUGUUAAAAAGAUAUUAGGUGUACAAGUUAAAGAUGCUGCAGAUAAUGGUGUGGAGUAUCUUCUCAAGAAACAUCCGGAACUUGUUAAGUUUCAGCUUGGGGAAAGAAGAAUGUUGUUCGGCGAACAAGGAGAAGAAGCAAUCUAUUUCACGAUAGCUGGACUCAAUACACUAUUGUCUAUGCCAGGGCUUACUUCUCUGAGCAUUAUAAGUCGUAUUGAUAUCAAUCCUGCUAAUGUAACCAAGAUUAUGUCCAAACAAUUACAAACUUUAGAUCUCUCAGGCAUAAAAGAUAUCGAUGAUGCCUUCUUUCUACAUAUUGUAGAGCAGUGUGGGAAAACUCUGAAAUUCCUGAAUUUAUCAUAUUCACAGAUUUCUGGCGACAAAUUGGUAGAUUGUAACGGGGCUCUGCCCUGCUUAGACACACUGGAACUGCAAAAAUGUAGUAGGCUCACUGUUACGGGUCUCUAUCAGAUAUUCAAGUCCUGUGGUAAAACACUAAGAUCCCUGAAUUUGUCUAAAAGUGGAAUAUUCGUAGAAUUAUUUCGUUCGUACGUUGAAUAUUCUGGAAUCCUGGCAUGUUUAGAGAACCUAAACUUGAGUUGUUGUCAAAUAACUGAUAUAGGACUUCUGCAGAUAUUCAAGGUUUGCGGUAAAACUAUUAGAUCCAUGGAUUUGAGUGAUUCAGAUAUAACUGGGGAGAGUUUGGUUGAAUAUUCUGGAACCCUGGCAUGUUUAGAGAACCUAAACUUGAGUCAAUGUGAACAAAUAACUGAUGAAGGACUUUUGCAGAUAUUCAAGGUUUGCGGUAAAACCAUUAGAUCUAUGGAUUUGAGUAAUACAAAUAUAACUGGGGAGAGUUUGGUUGAAUAUUCUGGAACCCUGGCAUGUUUAGAGAACCUAAACUUGAAUUGUUGUCAAAUAACUGAUAGAGGACUUCUGCAGAUAUUCAAGAUUUGCUGUAAAACACUUAGAUUCAUGGAUUUAAUUGAUACAGACAUAACUGGGGAGAGUUUGGUUGAAUACUCUGGAACCCUGGCAUGUUUAGAGAACCUAAACGGGAGUAGUUCUCCGAUAACUGAUAGAGGACUUCUGCAGAUAUUCAAGGUUUGUGGAACAACAUUAAGAUCCCUGGAUUUGUGUAAUACAUAUAUAACCGGAGAAAGUUUGGUUGAAUAUUCUGGAACCCUGCCAUGUUUAGAGAACCUAAGCGGGAGUGGUUCACCGAUAACUGGUAGAGGACUUCUGCAGAUAUUCAAGGUUUGUGGAACAACAUUAAGAUCCCUGGAUUUGUCUCAUACAUAUAUAACCGGAGAAAGUUUGGUUGAAUAUUCUGGAACCCUGCCAUGUUUAGAGAAACUAAACCUACAAUCAUGUAAAAUCACUGACAGAGGACUUGUGAAGAUACUACAGCAUUUUGGUAAAACACUGAGAUACCUGUAUUUAGACAGAAAGUGCCAAAAAGAAGAAAAUCUGUUGAAAUACAAGAAAAUGGGACUGCUGUUAGAUAGUGUGACUGUCUCUUAAAUUCAUCGAUAACAGCUGUUUUUUAGACACUCGAUUUUUUCAG